AUGUAUUCCGCUACACUCACCAUUUUCAUCGUUGCUACUGCUCACGCCGGUGUCGUGUAUCCGGUUCUGAUUCAAAGCAGAAGCGGCAACUCAAGAGGCGCUGUUCAACUUUCUGAAGACUACGUCAUAGACUUGGAAGAAUCUAGCGUUUUAGGGGAGAGUCUCUAUUUUUCAGAGACUAGUUAUGGAGACGUGAUUCACGAAUUGAUGGAUACUACAGAUAUACGUAAUAGUGUUUAUGAAAAUUCGGAACACAAAGCUUCCUUUACAAUUACAGAAACAAAUGCGGGAAUUGAAAUGGAAGGCUACCUAAACUUUACACAUGGAAUUGAGCCAUUGCGAAUACAUGACAAAUCCGGCCGAAUCCCUCACAGAAUAUUUCCGCUCCCGACGCCUGAGGAGGCAAUCCACUUGGAAAUUCCCAUUGAAGAACGUUCCCAUGAAAGUCUACCGUCAAAAAGUUACCCUGCAGAGCCACCCACCGUGUGGCGACCUGAAAUGUACGUCAUGUUGGACAGUGUAAUACACAAGUCCCUCCAGGAAAGCAAAUAUCUACAGGCUCGAUACAUCAUAAGGCUAAUGAACAUCGUGAAUGCAAUCUUCAAGACGGUUCGCAAGCCCCGAAUAAACCUCCAGCUUGUUGGAAUAUACCGGUUUCAGACGAAAGAAGAUGAGUAUUUUGUUGUGGAGGAAGAUAAUGUAGUCGAAGCGUAUGAGUCAAUAUAUUUAUUUGGACAAUUCACCAAAAACACCACGUUCGCAAGGCCUGCCGAUUUCUACCUGAUGCUCUUUGGGCGCCGCUUAGGGAGACGUAACGAGAAGACUAUCAAAGUAUCUCCUGGUCUUCAAGGUCUCGCCAGUCCCGGAUUGGUCUGUGUGAAAGGCUGGAAUGUUGGAAUUUCCGUGGGCGCACCCCCUCUUUACCAUGGAUUCACCACAAUAGCCCACGAAAUUGGGCAUUUGCUCGGGUGCACGCACGAUGGAAGUGGUCCCUUGGAAUAUAUCCCGAAUCAUCCUGGUGCUGUUGACUGCAAGUACAAAGAGAAAUACAUUAUGGAAGCUGUAGGGCAUCGUGGACCCCCUUUCGCGUUUUCGAAUUGCAGUGAGGUGCAGAUGCAAUUUGUUUUGAAGUAA
Ixodes scapularis (black-legged tick) is the source of this 1134-nucleotide messenger RNA. RefSeq names its product venom metalloproteinase antarease-like TpachMP_B. Gene Ontology annotation, molecular function: metalloendopeptidase activity. The coding region runs from base 1 to 1134 and encodes 377 amino acids. NCBI's taxonomy places the organism in Eukaryota, Metazoa, Arthropoda, Arachnida, Ixodida, Ixodidae. Gene Ontology annotation, biological process: membrane protein ectodomain proteolysis. The record is from RefSeq and is a predicted model, not a curated record. The transcript is spliced from 11 exons.